AUGGAAACGUACCACGGAUAUGUGCGGACACCCGCCGAUGCUAUCAGAUUAUUCGAGGCUUGCCGAUUAGGCAUUCUGCCCCGUGUGCAACGACGACUUUCAGAGAAGGAGAGACAGUCAAUUCGAUCUGGUUCGGUUUUUGUUUGGGAUGAGCGGGAAGCUGGUAUGAGGAGAUGGACUGAUGGAAAGUCAUGGAGCGCCAGUCGAGUGUCGGGAAGCUUCCUGACAUACCGUGAGAUGGAGGGCAAGCGAGGUGGUGGCUUCAACACUACCCGACGAGGUGGUGGAAAAACCCCAGACUCUGGACGCGGUAGCGACGAGGACCUAGAUGACGGGGAGCCCGAGGGAUACCGAUACAAGGCGGACGGCCUGAUGAAGCAAUCUUUCAGCAUCACUACUUCAACCGGCCAGCAUCUUCACCUUAUCUCAUACUAUUCUCGCCCUCAACCUGGCCAGCCUGAGCUUCAACAACCAACAAAUGAUCCUAACUUGCGCGGCAUAGUCCCUGUUAAGGGCAUGUAUCCUGAGUCCAGCAUGGGAGAGGCCAACACUACACCAGCUCUAACACGGGCGCCGAUGCAGCAGCCUCCCUACAUGGUUCCUCAGCCCGGUCAACAACCAUAUGCUCCCUAUGGCCAGCCUGGCUAUGGAUGGCCUCCUUCUCCCGUCGCUACUCCUCCGUAUAGCCAUUACGCUGCUCCCUACCCCCACGGUGUUCCUCAGCAACUUCCACCUCACCCCGGCCACCCAGGUCUUCCUCACCCACAUUACCAUCAGGCACCUGUUUAUGAGCAUCGUGCUCCUCUCCCUCCUCUCCCUGCCAAGCCCACCUACCAAUCAACAUCUCCUCACUACUCACACCCUACUCUCCCUAGAGCCCACGACUCGCCUCGAGAGCAUCAUCUGCAGGCAGCUGCUCCAGCCUCCAUGGUGAAUGGAUCUUCUCGUACCCAUCAGGUUGCGCUCCCAGGUCUUGGUGCUGUUACCAAUGGCCCCCCAGGCUCGUCUCUCGCUGCCAUCAGCACCCCCCCUAGCCGCACUAUGAGCGUCAGCCCUCCACGCAGCUCUCAUUCCGAAGCGCCUGCCAACACAUCUAACAAGGCCAGUCUCUCAGCGCUUCUGCACCCUACUCCCGCACCUAGUGAAAGCGGUAGCGUCAAGCCUGGCAGCGCCAGCAGCAGUCCUAGAUCGGCUGGUGCCUGUGGUCUGGAGAAGGGCGGUGUCAGUGAGGACGCAAGAGCCUUAAGAAUGCUGGACCGCAAAUUUUGCAUUUAA
Messenger RNA from Fusarium mangiferae, 1275 nucleotides. RefSeq lists its product as uncharacterized. The transcript has a single exon. Lineage: Eukaryota; Fungi; Ascomycota; Sordariomycetes; Hypocreales; Nectriaceae. The record is from RefSeq and is a predicted model, not a curated record. The coding region runs from base 1 to 1275 and encodes 424 amino acids. Gene Ontology annotation, molecular function: DNA binding.